Messenger RNA from Lampris incognitus (smalleye Pacific opah), 1350 nucleotides. Its product is annotated as putative ferric-chelate reductase 1. The record is from RefSeq and is a predicted model, not a curated record. The transcript has 7 exons. Bases 113 to 961 code for a protein of 282 amino acids. NCBI's taxonomy places the organism in Eukaryota, Metazoa, Chordata, Actinopteri, Lampriformes, Lampridae.
UGAGCACCACCGACUGAUCACCUUGAGCACCACUGACCUGCAGGUAGACAGUCAAGUGAGAACUGCCCAGAGGGAAGUCGUUCAGCGGGAUAAAGGAUUUCAAAGCAAAGACAUGGACCAAAAGCUGAUCUUGUUGGUUACACUGGUGAUGGUCUACGUGGCGGCAGGUGUCCAUGGAUCAUCCCAUUUGAUGUUUGCCAAUAAUACUGAGGUAAACAUCACACGGGGGGGCUGUGGGGAGACUAAACUGUGUGUGGAGACACCAGACAACUGCGACCCUGUGGGAAACAGCAGCUGUCUCUUCACCUCCAUAAACGCCGGCACUGCGGCGGGCUCCAACAGCACUGACCUGGCCAUCGAGCUCCGAGGGAAAUCUGGCGGCUUUAUAGUACUGGAGCUCAUCCCAAACACAACUGAGGGCAACACGAUGAUUUUUGUCUGUGGUAAGAACAACACAAACGGUAGCUCCACCUUCUUCCGUACAGGGUCCAGACCAGUCAACACCAGCAACGACGACAGCGGUUCAAUCAUGGACGAAGAGAUUAUGGUGAAGGAGAUCCGCGUCGUGUCGGGUGCGGACAAUGUAACCCGAUGUGAGUUCAUCGUCCCAGCAGUCAAUGGCUCAAGGGCAGGAGUCCAAAGGGCAGGAGACGGCACCGUCAUCAUCUUCACUGUCGCACUGGCAACUGGAAGUGAAACCACUGGUGCUCUUACCUUCACAAUCCAAAAGAGAGACGGUCCCCUGAACGUUGCUGACCCGAGCAGUAAUGUUAACACUACCGGAACACCUCCACCUUCCACUGCUGCAACCGCUGCUGCAACCACUGCUGCAGCCACUGCUGCAGCCACUGCUGCAACCACAGCUUCCAGUGCUGUGAGCGCAACAGCACCAGGCACCCUCGCCCUGAUGAGUGUCCUAACAUUUUGCAUCAUACAGCGAACCGGGAAAGGACCGUGGUAAGAUGCAUGGGAAGGAGGGUCCAAUGAAGUCAGGAAUCCUGAAAAAGAUUGAGCCGAUUCAGGAUGGGCAAUGAAUGAAGUGUAAAAUAGCUGCUUUUCCUGCAAGCAACAUGUAAAUUGUGCACAAGCAGAGGGGUGUGCAGAAGAACACAGAUAGCCACCAAGUUUAGAUUGUACAGAAGAGUAUGUCACAAUCACCGUAACUCCCUUUUCUGUGAUGGAACGAGGUGGUUGUCAAAAGCGCCUUUAAUAAUACAAAACUUUUUUAUAUGUGUUUUAGCAUUUACUGUGUGGUCUUUAAGUGCUAAACAGAAACCUCCUUUGACCUGUACUACUUUAACACUAUUGUGUAAUCAAGAAUAAACAUUUACCUGUUUUUUUAUAAUGCAA